AUGGCUGACAAACUCCGCACGAUGCAAAACCUGGAGGCCAUGCAAGCCCGCUACGUCGGCACUGGCCACGCCGACACCACCAAGUACGACUGGACCUCCAACAUCGUGCGCGACAGCUACGCAUCGUACAUCGGGCACCCGCCGAUGCUGUCAUAUAUGGCUGUGGGAAUGGGCGAGUCGAAGGAGAAGGUGCGCGCGCAAAUGAUUGAGAAGAUGGUUAGGGGGGCUGGGAAUCCGCCGGAGACGCAGGAAUAA
Messenger RNA from Aspergillus ruber CBS 135680, 255 nucleotides. Its product is annotated as splicing factor 3B subunit 5 family protein. The coding region runs from base 1 to 255 and encodes 84 amino acids. The transcript is spliced from 2 exons. Gene Ontology annotation, biological process: mRNA splicing, via spliceosome. Lineage: Eukaryota; Fungi; Ascomycota; Eurotiomycetes; Eurotiales; Aspergillaceae. Gene Ontology annotation, cellular component: U2 snRNP; precatalytic spliceosome. The record is from RefSeq and is a predicted model, not a curated record.